This is a messenger RNA of Phaethon lepturus (White-tailed tropicbird), 2685 nucleotides long. It is a transcript of the gene DPP9, whose product is annotated as dipeptidyl-peptidase 9. Gene Ontology annotation, molecular function: serine-type peptidase activity; dipeptidyl-peptidase activity. The record is from RefSeq and is a predicted model, not a curated record. Bases 7 to 2685 code for a protein of 892 amino acids. NCBI's taxonomy places the organism in Eukaryota, Metazoa, Chordata, Aves, Phaethontiformes, Phaethontidae. Gene Ontology annotation, biological process: proteolysis. The transcript is spliced from 20 exons.
UAGUUAAUGCAGAAGAUAAAGAGGGUUCGUCUGGAAAACGAGACUGCAGGAAGUUGGAGAAGUUUUUUGUCCAGUUCUGAAGGGGAAGAGAGGAUGACUGCAGUGGACACGCUAUCAGACAGUUCUGAAGUGGUCGAGAUGGAGGAUGUGCCUUCCCAAUUCCAGGUGCAAAAGCAUUCUUGGGAUGGGCUGCGUGACAUUAUUCACAGCAGCAGGAAGUAUUCGGGCAUGAUAGUGAACAAAGCUCCCCAUGAUUUCCAGUUUGUCCGGAAAACAGAAGAGUCCAGCCCGCACUCUCAUCGUCUUUAUUACCUGGGAAUGCCAUAUGGUAGCCGAGAGAAUUCCCUUCUUUACUCAGAGAUCCCCAAAAAGGUACGGAAGGAGGCCUUGCUACUCUUGUCAUGGAAACAGAUGCUGGAUCACUUUCAGGCAACCCCUCAUCAUGGGAUGUAUUCUAGAGAAGAGGAACUCUUGAGGGAACGCAAGCGACUUGGUGUCUUUGGUAUAACAUCUUAUGAUUUCCACAGUGAGAGUGGCUUAUUCCUGUUCCAGGCCAGCAACAGCCUCUUUCAUUGUCGAGAUGGGGGCAAGAAUGGCUUCAUGGUGUCUCCAAUGAAGCCUCUGGAGAUCAAGACUCAGUGCACAGGGCCACGAAUGGAUCCCAAGAUCUGCCCUGCUGACCCUGCCUUCUUUUCAUUCAUUAAUAACAAUGAUCUGUGGGUAGCAAAUAUUGAGACGGGAGAGGAGAAGCGGAUGACAUACUGCCAUAAAGGCUUAUCCAAUGUUCUCGAUGACCCCAAGUCUGCUGGUGUAGCCACUUUUGUCAUUCAGGAGGAGUUUGAUCGGUUCACAGGCUAUUGGUGGUGUCCCACAGCUUCCGCAGAAGGUUCAGAGGAUUUAAAAACACUGCGGAUCUUGUAUGAGGAAGUGGAUGAGUCAGAGGUGGAGAUAAUUCAUGUUCCUUCACCUGCCUUGGAGGAGAGAAAAACAGACUCCUAUCGGUACCCCAGGACAGGCAGCAAAAACCCCAAGAUUACAUUAAAACUGGCAGAAUUUAAAACAGACAGCAAGGGUAAGAUCGUGUGUGCUCAGGACAAGGAGCUGGUGCAACCGUUUUCUGCAUUGUUUCCGACUGUGGAGUACAUUGCCCGUGCUGGAUGGACCCGAGAUGGCAAAUAUGCCUGGGCUAUGUUCCUAGACAGACCUCAGCAGCGGCUGCAGCUAAUCCUUUUGCCUCCAGCACUCUUUAUUCCAGUCCCAGAAAACGAGGAGCAGCGUGCUGAAUUUGCCAAAACUGUGCCAGAAAAUGUCCAGCCAUUUGUGAUCUAUGAAGAAACCACUGAUGUGUGGAUAAAUGUUCAUGAUAUCUUCUAUCCUUUCAUCCAACCGGAGGGAGAGGAGGAAGAACUCUGCUUUAUCCGAGCCAAUGAAUGCAAAACAGGUUUCUGUCACCUCUACAGAGUCACAGCAGUCCUAAAGCAAGGCAGCUAUGACUGGGUGCAGCCGUAUGUCCAUAGUGAGGAUGAUUUCAAAUGUCCUAUCAAAGAGGAGAUUGCCCUGACUGGUGGGGAAUGGGAGGUGUUGGCGAGGCAUGGAUCGAAGAUCUGGGUCAAUGAGGCUACAAAGCUGGUGUAUUUCCAAGGCACAAAGGACACCCCGCUGGAGCACCACCUCUACGUAGUCAGCUAUGAGUCUCCUGGAGAAAUUGUGCGACUCACCACUCCGGGCUUCUCCCACAGCUGUUCAAUGAGCCAGAACUUUGACAUGUUCAUCAGCCACUACAGCAGCGUGAGCACUCCUCCUUGUGUGCACGUCUACAAGCUCAGUGGCUCCGAUGAUGACCCGCUCCACAAGCAGCCCAAGUUUUGGGCUAGCAUGAUGGAGGCAGCCAGCUGUCCCCCAGAUUAUAUCCCACCUGAGAUCUUUCACUUCCGUACACAGUCAGAUGUUGAGCUCUAUGGAAUGGUCUACAAACCUCAUGAUGUCCAGCCUGGGAAGAAACAUCCCACGGUGCUCUUUGUGUAUGGAGGCCCUCAGGUGCAGCUGGUGAAUAACUCCUUCAAAGGAAUCAAGUACUUACGACUAAACACACUAGCGUCCCUAGGCUAUGCUGUGGUAGUAAUUGAUGGAAGGGGUUCAUGCCAGCGAGGACUCAAAUUUGAAGGGGCCCUGAAAAACCAAAUGGGUCAAGUGGAGAUAGAGGACCAGGUGGAAGGUUUACAUUAUGUAGCAGAAAAAUACGGGUUCAUCGACUUGAGUCGGGUAGCCAUACAUGGCUGGUCAUAUGGGGGUUUUCUUUCCCUCAUGGGCCUUAUCUGCAAACCCAAUGUCUUCAAGAUUGCUAUAGCAGGUGCUCCUGUCACAGUGUGGAUGGCAUAUGAUACCGGGUAUACUGAGCGGUACAUGGAUAUCCCAGAAAACAACCAGCAAGGUUAUGAGGCUGGCUCUGUGGCAUUACACGUAGAAAAGCUUCCCAAUGAGCCAAAUCGUUUGCUGAUCCUCCAUGGCUUUUUGGAUGAAAAUGUGCACUUUUUUCACACCAACUUCCUGGUAUCACAGCUAAUCCGGGCUGGAAAACCUUACCAGCUGCAGAUCUACCCCAACGAGAGACACAGUAUUCGGUGCCCUGAGUCAGGAGAGCACUAUGAAAUCACGCUGCUGCACUUUCUACAAGAAUACCUCUGA